CCCCGGCCGCUCCCGCCCUCGGCCCGGGGCUGCGGCGGGCAGCGCCGCGGAGCAGCCCGAGAGUCCCGGCCCGGGCUGUGUCCGGGCUGCAGCCCACGAGUCCGGCAGCACGGUCGAUGGUCUUCUGGUCAGCAGCAUUCCGGGAAGAAGAUGGCUCAGCCAGCACCCUUGAAUCAGAACCUCCCAGAUCUUGGGGGCCCAUUCUUGUACCAGGACCAGGACGAUGGAGAGAAGAGCUCAUAUUCUGUGGAAACCCCUUAUGGCUUCCUGCUGGACCUUGAUUUCCUGAAAUACGUUGAUGAUAUUGAAAGUGGCCAAACACUCAAGAAAGUGCCACUGCCUCGCAGGCUGAAAGGGUCCCGUCCAACGCCCAGCACCCUGCGCAGCCCCAGCAGCCACACCAGCGCCUGGACCUCCACCGAGUCCCUCACCUCCACGGCCAGCGAGGAGGGCAGGACUGCGCUGCUGCUGUCCCCGCAUGGCCGAGCACCCCUGGAGCCUGUGAGCAAACCAACCUCCCACCCCAUCUCACCGCCGCCAGUGCGGCUGCUCCCACCUCCCACCCGCAAGUGCCUCGUGCCAAACCCACGGGUGGAGAAGACCUUGCUGGAGACAAGCAGGAGGCUGGAGCAGGAGCAGGGCCGAUUGCAGGAUGGUGGUGGUCCCUCCCACGCAGGCCAGCCACCCCACUGGGUGCCAGUGGGUGCUGAGGGCCAGGCGGGCUGGGGCCGGGUGAGCCCCGGCAGCUCAGGGCGCAGCACUCCUGCUGCAGGGCUCAGCACAGCCCCGCUGCAGCACGUGCGGGAGCAGAUGGCUGCAGCCCUGCGGCAGCUCCGAGACCUGGAGGGGCAGGUGAAAACCAUCCCACUCCUGGAGAUGCAGAUCUGCGAGUUGAAGAGGGAGAAGGCAAAGUUGCUGGAGAAGCUAUCGGCAGAGCCUGGCGAGGCAUUGUAUCACCCCUCUGAGGGUGGGGCAGGGGGUGAGGAGGCGCCCCGCACGGGGCCAGAGAGCGAAGCAGAGCCAGUGAAGGGGCGAACGAGCAAAAUUGCAGAGCUGAGGAAGCUGACAGAGAAGCUGGCUGUGCCAGAGCGGAACAUCAGGGCUUGGCCAGGCAAGAGCCCCAGGGUGGCUGACCGGCCGUGCCGCUCCGUGGCAGUGGGGGAGGAUCGGGCCAUGACAGACGCCGUCUUCUACUACCGGUCGCUGCAGGAGAGUGGGGACACGCCAGAUGGAGGCACACAGGGACGCAGGGAUGUGUCUGUCUGGGUGAUGGAGUCCUCGCUGGGGCUGCCCACUGAGGCAGAGCGGGAGCUGGAGCUGCUGCAGCAGACGGUGGCGCACCAGAAGGAGGUAAUCGCCCUGAUGGAGGGGCACCUGCAGGAGGCCACGCGGGAGCUGGAGGAGCUGCGGCUGGAGGUGUGCGCCCGCCGGCCCCGCGCGCAGGUGGACAAGGAGGUGAUGGCCAUGCCCCAGGUGGCUGAGGCACUGGUGGAGGCUGUGGUAGUGACACAGAGCCGGGCAGCCGGUGACUCCCCAAAGACGGCGGAGGCAGGUGUGGAGUGCUGCCCCCUGACCUCCUGUGUGGCCGUGGGCUGCCGCCCUGACGGGCGGGACGUGGCGGUCGGACCCGACUCAGCUGCCAGCUGUGAUGACAAGGGCAGCCAGACAGAUCUGGGCAGCAUUGUCCUGGCAGGAGAGGAGAAGGAGCCUGGUGUGGGUGAGGUGAUGGAGCCUGGCCUGGAUGAUGGCCUGAGCAGCCGCUCAGUGCUGGGUGCAGGAGCAACGGGGCUGAUGUCCCCUGUCAGCCAAGGCCCUGGGCCAGCUGUGCUGGAGAUGACACACGGCAACUGCGACCCAGCCCCAGCACAGGACACUGGAGCUGCCCCGAGCCCUGCAACCGGAGCCCUGAAGUCCAUCAUGAAGAAGCGAGAUGGUCCUCCCCGGGGCGAGGCAGAGGGCAGCAAGAAGAGCCUGCAGUUUGUGGGCGUGCUGAACGGGGAGUAUGAGAGCACAUCCAGUGAGGAGGAAGAAGAAGCAAACAGCUCCUCUGAGAAGGCUUCGGCUGACAGCUCCAACAGUUCAGAGCAGGGAGACACCGAAACCUCAGAGGAGGAGGCCGAGGAAGGCAUGUGUGAGCCCAGACUGGAGUCCAAGGGGACUGAUGGGAGCCCGCUGGAGCCCCCCGAGGUGAAGGAAAAGUUCGAGCUGAGUCCCAGGAUGAGGGAGGCCUGUCUCAUUGUCAAGACCCACCUGGGCCACCCAGGUGCUGCCAAGAGCAAAGAGGUGCUCGCCAGCAGCAGCCUGGUCCUGCAGGAGUGGUUCCGUCUGUCCAGCCAGAAGUCGUCCAUCCCUGACACAGUUGCCAACCAUCUCCUGGCCUUUGCCGAGGUCUCACCGGCUCUCCUGGCCCACGUGGUGAACCUGGCAGACGGGAAUGGCAACACAGCUCUGCACUACAGUGUCUCCCACUCCAACUUCCACAUCGUGUGGCUGCUGCUGGAUACGGGGAUCUGUAACGUGGACCACCAGAACAAAGCUGGGUACACCGCCCUGAUGCUGGCAGCACUGGCAGCCGUUGAGCAGGAAGAGGACAUGAAUGUGGUCAGGAGGCUUUUCAGCAUGGGCAACGUCAAUGCCAAGGCCAGCCAGGCUGGCCAGACGGCGCUGAUGUUGGCUGUCAGCCACGGCCGGCAGGAGAUGGUGGAAGCCCUGCUGGCCUGCGGGGCCAACGUGAACCUGCAGGACGAGGAGGGCUCCACCGCGCUGAUGUGCGCCUGUGAGCACGGCCGCCUGGAGACCGUGAAGCUGCUGCUGGCUCAGCCCGCCUGCGACAUCUCCAUCGUGGACAGUGAUGGUAACAACGCCGUUGCCAUCGCGCUGGAGGCUGGUCACGGUGACAUCGCUGCGCUCCUCUCCGAACACCUCAACAGCACAAAGGUGCAGGUACCCGUGAGUACCACAUCACUCCCCACCGGAGGGGAGAGGGCUGAGAGACAGACCAGUGUCUCCAGGAAGAGGCAGCAGGAGCAAGAGUAGAGCAGUACAGGUGCCACGUGCUCAGAACAGCCCUGCAAGCCCUGACCAGGAGUCACUGGAGGGGUCUCAGGCAACUACUCUCUCUGCAGCAUGGGACUUCACCAACAGCCACGAAGCCCUGGGAGUCCAAAGAAACCAAAUUAGAGUGACCGUGGGAUCCAGCCAGGGGCCACCAUCAGCACUGGGCUGUGAUUCACAUCCCCUCACCUGCCAUCUCUCUGUGCCAAACCGCUCUCUGCAGCUUUAGUCCUGUCACAAGCACAUCCCUGGGCCUCCCUCGCCCGUCUCCUCCACUGGAUGUAGCCCACACACGGCCACCUCACCACCAAGUGACCUCAGAGUGGGAUAGCAGCGAGCAGAAGCCACCCCAUCCCCUUUGCUCCCCGCCACAACCGCCGGAGCUGUGCCACCUCUGAGCCCUCAGCAAGGAGGAACAGCAGAGAACCAACCCAGCAGAAACAGCACCUGGUUUGUGCUCUGGCAGCAGUACCAGUGACAUGGAGCCAGGAGGGCAAGUGAGGGGUCCUGGCCCCAGCAGGGACACUGUGCUCUGCAGGCACAUCCUGUACAGCAAUGGGAGAGGGAAUUCUGCAUUGGACAGGGGCUGGGAGUGUUUCCAGACUCAAAUACUUGCCUUUCUUUGCUGGCAUUUCCUUUCCUGGCUGAAAUCUGAUUUUUUUUUUCCCUCUCUUCAAGCACACGCAUACAAAGCAAAAAAAAUAUAUUGCUUGGCCAAGGGAUGAAGUUCAAUAUGAAAUCACUUGAGAUUUGAUUUGCUCAAUGGGAGCAAAACCUCUGAGCAGUUGGGAGUUGUAGCCAGGUGACAAAAGGGGCUGAGGAUGCAUUUGGGGACUGAAUCUGCCUAUCUUAUAACCCACAGGGGGAGCAGGUCAUUCUCCCAAGGAAGAGAGACCAAUUACCUUCUGAACAUUUCCCCAGUUAGCCAGUCCCACAGACCCUGCAGACAGCUAGAGCCUACAGCCAAGUCCCUCUCUGCCCACUGUCCAUCACAAAGGGGAGGAGAGCAGCUGAAGACAGAACCAGGAAAAACACAUGGGCCAGGAGCGCUCAGAGCACACACGUGGAGGCUGCAAAGGGGAAGAUGUAUGUCAGGGAAUGUGUCUGUGCAAGUGUGUGAGCACCUGUGGGGUGGGAAGAGGGUAAGGACAAGGACCAGGAGGAAGAAGGUUUAGCAUGGGAAUGCAGCUCUGCUCUGAGCGCUGGACAAAGGUAGUGUGUUGUGCCCCCCAUCCCUGCUCCUUGGCCCAGCCUCCCCGUUUCUGCCCCUGCCUGACCUGCUCUGAGCUGGGGAGCCCCACAACCCUCCCCAGAAACCUGCUCUCAGCUUUGCACUGGAGUUAAUAUACAGCGCUCGCUGCCACUCCUUAAUACACUACUCUGUUUACUGGUAUUUUAAUACUGAUGUUUAUUUUUAAGAUAUAAAUAAAAUUUAAAGUUAUUUUGAAA
Taeniopygia guttata (zebra finch) is the source of this 4503-nucleotide messenger RNA. RefSeq names its product KN motif and ankyrin repeat domains 3 (gene KANK3). Gene Ontology annotation, cellular component: cytoskeleton; cytoplasm. Gene Ontology annotation, molecular function: protein binding. The record is from RefSeq and is a predicted model, not a curated record. Gene Ontology annotation, biological process: negative regulation of actin filament polymerization. Lineage: Eukaryota; Metazoa; Chordata; Aves; Passeriformes; Estrildidae.